Molecule: messenger RNA, 1707 nt
Organism: Trifolium pratense (red clover)
Lineage: Eukaryota; Viridiplantae; Streptophyta; Magnoliopsida; Fabales; Fabaceae
Product: dof zinc finger protein DOF5.6
Exons: 2
Coding region: 209-1225 (338 amino acids)
Biological process (GO): regulation of DNA-templated transcription
Molecular function (GO): DNA binding; DNA-binding transcription factor activity
Source: RefSeq, a predicted model, not a curated record
UGUCCCGUCCCAUGUAUCAUGCACUUCAUUCCUCUAUAUCUCUUCUCACUUAACACACUACUACUACUACUACUCAAAAUUACUAAGACUUAUUAUACCCUCUCCCAUUUUCUUACUUAAUUUACUCAUCUUCAUGCAAUUUUAAUAUGCAAUGCUGUUAACAAAUAAUUAACUCAUACUUUAAUUAUUUAAGCUUGGCUUUUGAUUAAUGGGUUUAUCUUCUCUUCACGUUUGCAAUAGUAUGGAAUCAUCUGCAGAUCAUUGGUUGCAGGGCACAAUUCACGAGGAAUCAGGAAUGGAUUCAUCUUCACCAAUAUCUGGUGACAUGCUAACAUGUUCAAGACCAUCAUCCAUGAUAGAUCAAAGGAGGCUAAGACCACCACAUGACCUAUCUCUAAAAUGUCCGAGGUGCGACUCAACUCACACCAAAUUCUGCUACUAUAACAACUACAGUCUCUCUCAGCCAAGGUAUUUCUGCAAGACUUGUAGAAGGUAUUGGACCAAAGGUGGAACUCUUAGAAACAUCCCUGUUGGUGGAGGUUGUAGAAAAAACAAGAAAGUUUCUAACAAAAAAUCCAAUGAUAAUAAUCACCAUUUAGUUACUAGUAAUAAUAAUAAUAUUCAAAACCAACCACAUCACGUUCCUUCUUACCAUCAUCAAAACCCUAAAGAUCUUCAACUUUCUUUCCCUGAUGUGCAAUUUUCUCACUUAAGUAACUUACUUGGAACUAAUGGAGCAUUAGGAAACCCUAAUUUCAUGCUUGAGAAUCCUAGACCUAUUGAUUUCAUGAUGGAAAGUAAGUUAGAAGGUAUAAUUGGAAGUAGUUCUAGGAAUUUUGAUAAUUUUUUUGGAAAUGGUGAUCAUAUGAGUAUGAAUAUGGGAGGAGUUGGGAUUGGAGGUGGUGAUAUGAUGAAUGGUACUCAAAAUGGUUUGUCACAAAAUUUUCAUCAUGCAUUUGGUGGCAUGUCAUUUGAUGGAGGAAACAAUAACAGUGGUGCUUAUUUAAUGGAUUCUUGUCAAAGACUUAUGCUUCCUUAUGAUGCUAAUGAUGAUCAGGAUCAUAAUGAUGUGAAACCAAACCCUAAAUUAUUGUCACUUGAAUGGCAACAAGAUCAAGGUUGCUCUGAUGUUGGAAAAGAGUCAUUUGGAUAUGGAUCAUGGAGUGGUAGUAUGAUGAAUGGUUAUUAUGGAUCUUCUACAACAAACCCUUUGAUCAACGGCUGAGAUUUCUCUUAGUAGUAUAAUUGGUUAAUUUGAUCAUUGAUCAAUCACCUAAUCAAUACUCUAUAAUAUCACACUUCUCUUUAUAUAUUUUAUAUUCUAUUAUUAUUAUAAUAUAUAUAUAUAUAUAUAUAUAUACACACACAUAAAGUCUUUGUAUUAGCCAAUUAAGAGAUGAUGGAUUGAUUGAGUGUGAAUGAGAAGCUUGAGAGUCCAAAUCUACUGCCUUGGUGGGUUAACUUUUGGUUUGUAUAUGUGUGUGUGUCUUUGUGUGUGACACGUCAUGGAAGCUUUAGGAUUAAAUAUGCUUUGAGAUCCAGGAAGAUAUGGUGCAGUAGUUCUUCUUCUUUUCUAGUUAAAGAAAGAAAGAAAAUAUGCAGUAGUGUACUAUUUAUAUUAUAUAUCUUUUAUGAAAAUUGUAUCUCUCUUAAGAGACAUGUUAACAUUCUCUUAUUUAUUUAUAUAUAUAUAUGCUUGUGGUCGUA